GUGCAGGGGAAAGGUGGUGGGAGCACAUACGGUGUGCUGAAUCAAGGACCAAGGGGCAUGGGGCAAAGCUAUAUGCUUUUCUUAGGAGGUUUGGCUGGGGGAUACUUGGUACUCCCAUUAGCCACAGGAGUAGGUUAUGACCUCGUAAGACUGGAAGGAACCUUCAUAGGCAGGUUGUCACCAUCACUGAACACAAUUGGAAAAGCAGUGAGAGCGAAAAACAAGGCGAGACCGGGACGAAAGGAGAGGGCGAAGAAGGCAGUUGGGCCAGCUGUUCGGAGAAACACCCUGAUAGUGUUUACGGAUCUCGCCACCGGAAGGAGGAAUGCAAGCCUAAGUACGCUACUCGAAGAGGUGAGUAGAGCGGGCGGGAAAAACAUUACACUGACCAGCUCAGGUGGUCAGGUGUGGGGCGAGAAGUGGUCGAUCGUCAAGAGGUUAUAUGGCACGUCCAUAGUGAGGACCGAUGAAGGGAAAGUCCCGCUUGCAAGAGCCAAGUGCAUGAUGGAGGCGGGGGGCCAGUUUCGGAUUGCCCCGGUGGAGAAGGCAGAAAAUGCACGGCUGAGGGGGAAAGGAUACCUCAGACAGUUGCUCGAGAUGCCGAGGAAGAAGGGGGAGUUGAAAAACUUCGAUAUUCCGAAGCUAAUUUUCCUAUACCGCAGUGCGCGUGAGUUCAAGACGAAGACAACGAGGAGGGUACUGAAGGAAAUGAUAGCGGACGUUGUACGGAAGAAGACAGGCGUGGAAGUUAAGAAGAAGGUGAAUGUCAAGGCCACCUACAACCAUAGACUAAGGAAGAGAAGGAUAAGAGAGACAAUCGCAGCUGCGGUGGGAAGCAGCAGAAUCCACCCGGUGUUAAAAUCGGUGUUGAAGCAGCGGAUCAGAGUUGUAUGGGGACGCAACAAGAACGUCCAAGAGCUGCUCACCAAUCAUCGCAUGUCAGCAAGAGAGCCGGUAGUCGAAUGUACAUGCAAAGAUGAAGAUUUGCCCAGGGAAGGUGGGCAUGUGCUGCUCAGAAUUGCGCAUUACCCUGCGAUACCGAGUUUCCUCUGCAAUGGGAAAAAUAUUCUGCAGAACACCACUUGGUCGAGCAGAGGACACUGCAGAGAGAAGUCGAGCGGGCACUAAAUGGAGUGAUGAGGAAGGAAGAUUUACCAGA
This is a messenger RNA of Chara braunii, 1159 nucleotides long. The record is from the annotation of a GenBank genome assembly. Lineage: Eukaryota; Viridiplantae; Streptophyta; Charophyceae; Charales; Characeae.